AUGUCAAAUGCAUUCCUUGUGGACCGUAACCUCACUGGCUUGUCCUAUUGCAAUGUCACGGUCACCACUCGCCACCCCGGCUACGUCGAGGGAGGCAUCAGCACCGGCGUUUACCUGCCUCUCAAGGGCUGGAACGAGCGAAUGUUGGGCAUUGGCGGCAGUGGCUUCGUUGCGGGGAACUUGCAAGCUGCUGUACUCGCGCCUAUCGCGUCUGGCUGGGCCACCGUGUCUUCAUCGGCUGGACUUUCGGUGGGCACAAUGGCCAACCGGACAACUGAGGUUCAAAACUCGGACGCUUGGGCUUUGCGCAGUACUGGCAAUGUGAACCUAGAAGCUCUCGCCGACUUCGGGUAUCGGGCCCUCGGCGAUGCUGCCGCUAUCGGUAAAGCAGUCGUCGAGAGUUUCUAUGGACAAACUCCCAGAUACCGCUACUGGAACGGCUGUUCGACUGGCGGGCGGCAGGCUUUGAUGCUGGCGCAACGGUACCCAGACGCAUACCAUGGCCUUCUUGGCGGCUGCCCUGCAAUCAACUGGGCCAGAUUUUUGUCCACCGAUAUCGUACCGCAGCUCGUUAUGCGGGACGUAGCUGGGGGUCAUAUCCCGGCCCCGUGCGAGUUCCGAGCCAUUACUGCUGCCGCGCUGGAGGAAUGUGAUGGAUUGGACGGUGUCGUGGAUGGAUAUGUCACGGACCCUAAAGUAUGCAAGUUCAACGCUUCCUCCGUCCUAGGCGAACAAAUCGACUGCCCCGAUCUCCCCGGCGGCACAACCACAAUCUCUGAAGCUGCUGUGGCAGCUGCCGAAGCUGCUUGGGCAGGAUAUCACACCGUCGACGGCGAGUGGCGCUACUACGGUGUGAGCCGGACCACCAACAUCACUGGAGGUGGCACCCUUGCCAGCACUGCGUGCCAAGCGAAUGGUACCUGCAACCUGGCACCCUUUGGCAUUGCCAACAACUGGGUCAAGAACUUCCUUAUGAAAGACCUCGAGGCCGAUCCCAUGACUUUGACUCUUGCCGAGUUCGACCGGCUCUGGCAAGUCUCGGUUCAAGAGUGGGCUUCUUUCUUGGCCACGGACGACCCGGAUCUGCGCCCCUUUCACAAGACCGGCGGAAAGCUCCUCGUAUGGCACGGCCUGGAUGACAUCCAGAUCUAUGCGGGCGGAACAGAGGAGUACUACAACCGAGUUCUGGCCGUCGAUUCAAAUGCAACUGACUAUUUCCGAUUCUUCCAAGCUCCUGGGAUUGGCCAUUGCUCUGGAGGGGCUGGGGCGUAUCCUGGUGAGUCUUUGCAAUCUCUCAUGGACUGGGUUGAGAAGGAUACGGCACCCGACACUCUGUAUGGCCGUACUGCAACUGGCAAGGAACGUCCGCUCUGUUUAUACCCUAAGAAGGUCAUGUAUAAUGGUGGGAAGAACACAGAUGCCGCUAGCUCUUAUAACUGCGUUUAA
Fusarium vanettenii 77-13-4 is the source of this 1446-nucleotide messenger RNA. RefSeq lists its product as uncharacterized. The coding region runs from base 1 to 1446 and encodes 481 amino acids. Lineage: Eukaryota; Fungi; Ascomycota; Sordariomycetes; Hypocreales; Nectriaceae. The record is from RefSeq and is a predicted model, not a curated record. The transcript has a single exon.